GACGGGCUUUGAGAGCGCGCAGCUCCUGAUGUGUCUCUUCGUGGCUUCUGUAGGCCUACUUAAUGCUUGUUGUGGUCGGAAGAGGGCGGAGUGCGUUUGCCAUCCAAGUGAGAAGCUCCCUGACUCGGUGCCUCCUGAAAAAUAUAUAAAUAUAAGAAUAACCUGCCCCCUUUACCCCUCCCUUCCUCCUCGUUUUGAUUCAGCCUAUGUAGCCUGCGCGCAGAGGGAGAGCGGCCGCCGCACAGCAAAUCCAAGACAGUCUUGUCUACAGUGAGACAGAGAGAGGUGGGGGGAAACAGCUGCAAGCGGAUACUCAACAUCAACAAGCUGUAUGAGGCAUCUGUGAAGAAGAAGAGGGGAUUUAGCGCGGACAGAGAGGGGGUUCCUUCCGUUUCCCCCCCUCCUUUGCUUUUUGAUUCCAAGAUCAGAGGCGUGGAGCUUGCAAGAAUAUCCUACAAGUGGUGAAGCGAUGCUUUAGCGGAGCAAUUUGGCAGAUUUUUUUUUACAACACGCCCGCCCAACGACACUGUAAUUCCGUGCAGCAAUCCCCCAAACAUCUGUGGACGCUUUUCUGCAGGGAGAUGGCUGUUUUCCGGCUGUCGUUGCUGCUGCAAGUGGGAUUUGUGAUCGGAUCAAACCAUAAAUACGCGGAAUGGUCAGCGCAUGGGGAAGAUAUCAGAGCACGGGAGGCGAUUUACGGCGCUCAGACGCACCUUCGGCAGCUGGCGCAUCUCCGUGCGCCUCAUCCUCCACCCGGGGAGACGGCGGAGGUGCCGCAGAAAAUCGAGGAGCAUCUCCCCCGGGUGGUCACGGCUUUUCUUCACACGGGGGACUCGACCACAUUAAAGCACGCCAACUGCUCGCGGAGGUACGAGCUCACCUCUCUGCGGGGAAGGUCACAAGCCACCCCGCAUUACUCCAUGAGCAGCGUGUUGGAUACGGUCCUGCACGCCACAAACUUCCUCAACAUGAUCUUGCAAGCCAACAGGUCCAGGGAGCACAGUCUCCGGCGAGACAUUGAGUGGUAUCACGCUUUAGUGAGGAGUAUACUGGAAGGAGACGCCAAGAUUCACCGGGCGGUCGUCACUUUUAACGCGGAUUCGUCCGUGACGGGGCCCUCGGUGCUUCUCCAAGCCACCAGGGCCGGCGGAGAGAUAGUCCUCCAAGACCUCUCCAGCAUGGCUCACCACCAUCUGCACAACCGCACAGUAGACACAGAGUGGUACCACGAUGUCAAAGACAGGAAGAAGCCCAGUUUCCAUAAGAGGGUGCUGAGCCAAGAUAUCAGAUCAGUUGACAAUUCUUUAAAAAGAGGAGAGAGUUUUAUCCCGGACAAGACGCAUGUCAAAUGGUCUGCGCCCUACCUGGAGUGUGAGAAUGGGAAUUUUGUUCCCCGUUGGCUUUUGACCUUAUCGGCUGCUUUCUAUGGCCUGAAGCCCAACCUGGCUCCUGAAUUCAGGGGCGUGGUGAGAGUGGACAUUAAUCUGCAGGAUGUUGAUAUCGACCAGUGCUCCACUGACGGCUGGUUUGCUGGAACCCAUCGAUGCAACCUGACCACUAUGGAGUGUUUGCCGAUCCAUGGUCAUGGAUUUGUCUUGGACAAGUAUACGUGCCACUGCAAGAAGGGAUUCUACCACCCCAACAGAGUGGCUGUCAACGGCUUUACAAGGAUGGGAAGAAAGGGAAAGGUUGCAGACAGCGGCCCCAAUGCUGACGAGGGGUCCUCCAGCGACUGCCUGCCAUGCCAGCAGGGCUGCGCCUACUGCAAGGACGACACCCCCUGUGUGGCACGAGAAGACGGUGCUCUACGCUUGGCGGUGCUCUCCUUCCAGUGCCUCUGCAUGCUGAUUGUCUUUGUCAGCAUGAUACUCAUCUACCACUUCCGCAGGAAUAAGAGCAUCAGAGCAUCAGGUCUAGUGCUACUGGAGGCCAUCCUGUGUGGAGCUCUGCUUCUCUACUUUCCGGUCGGGAUUCUCUAUUUCCAGCCGAGUGUUUUCCGCUGCAUCCUGCUGAGAUGGGUUAGACUGCUGGGUUUUGCCACCGUCUACGGGACACUGACUCUUAAGUUGUACAGGGUGCUGAAGGUGUUCCUCUCCCGCACCGCCCAGAGAAUCCCCUAUAUGACCAGCUGGCGAGUGUUGCGUCUGCUGGGCAUCAUCCUGCUCAUCGUCUGCUGGUUCCUGGUGGCUUGGACAUCUGCCGUCUGUCAGAACCCGGACAGGAAGUUGGCUCUCAUUGACGUGGGCUACACGCCUGAUGGGCUGCAGUUCAGCAUGUGCCUGCUGGAUCGCUGGGACUACAUGAUGGCUGUUGCUGAGUUUCUCUUCCUGCUGUGGGCAGUGUAUCUGUGUUACGCCGUGAGGACGGUGCCAUCGGCGUUCCACGAGCCUCGGUACAUGGCCAUCGCUGUUCACAACGAACUUGUCCUGACAGCAAUAUUCUAUGUCAUCAGGUUCACCCUUGCGCCGGAGCUCCAUCCAGACUGGAUGCUGCUGCUGUUCUUCACCCACACCCACUUAACUGUAACAGUAACACUGGGUCUGCUACUCAUCCCUAAGUUCCUGUUUGCUGGCACCCACAUGAGAGAUGAUAUAGCCUCUGAGGCCUAUGAGGACGAGCUGGACAUGGGUCGCUCUGGAUCCUAUCUUAAUAGCAGCAUCACAUCAGCAUGGAGCGAACACAGUCUGGACCCUGAGGACAUUCGGACACCAGACGAAAUGGGCCAUCUCAGUUCUAUUAAUGGCUGUGGCGUAAGGUCUUGCGACAGUCUUUGGGAAAAACGUACCAACGAGGAGCUGAAGAAACUCUACUCCCAGCUGGAGAUUUACAAGAGGAAGAAGAUGCUGGCUAACAACCCUCAUCUUCAGAAGAAGCGGAGCUCCAAGAAAGGGCUGGGUCGCUCGCUGAUGAGGCGCAUCACUGAGAUUCCAGAAUCGGUGCACCGGCAAUGCAGCCGUGAAGAUAAGGAGGGCGGAGAACAUGGGAGCAACCGUAACAGCAUUUGUAUGCUGAAGAAGAACCCUUUCGAUCCAGCUCACCCAGGAAAGCCAGCGAAGGAGGAGACUCUAAAGAACAAGGUUUUCUCCCUCAAGAAGUCUCACAGCAGCUACGACCACGUCCGUGACCAGAGUGAGGACUCCAACAGCUCAGCGACAGACAAGAUGGAGGUGACCCCAGCUGAAGGCUCUCUCCUGGAUACACUUAUGGGCAAAAAGCUGGUCAAGAAGAAGUCCAGUGAGAAUAUAAGUGCCCCCAGUGAAUCUACGGAAUCAGUUCCUUUGGUGUGUAAGUCAGCCAGUGCCCAUAACCUCACUGCAGACAAGAAACCAAUUCACCCCAGAGCCUCUAUGCUGCAGAAGUCCCUCAGUGUCAUUGCCAGUGCCAAAGAGAAGACUUUGGGCUUGACAGGAAAGACCCAGAGCACGGAGGACAGCAAUAAGAAGAGUCAGCCAAAGAGCAAAGACACAAAGGCCAAUGCAGACCCGGAAAACGAGUGCCAACCCAAAAUGAUUAUCAGUCAGUCUGUUGAGUACAAACAGACUGCGGCAGCAGGCAAGAUCAUGAAACAGCCGGUGAGCGGUAGCCAGCCUACAAUCUGCUCUGAUCCAGUCAAGGGAAAAGACCUCUAUGAUCUCUCUGAAGUGUGUCCCUGGGAGGUGGAGGAUCUCCCAACUCCGUCUGAAAACAAGGUCCAAAAGCAUGUAUCUAUUGCACCAAAGGAAACCACGACGGUUCAUGGGGGUAGCACCAAGGGAGGCAAAUCUCAUCAGCAGAAGCAGAAAGCUUCUGAUCAUCCUCCGUCGAGUAGAAGGCAUUCAAAGGAGCUACAGAGGUCAACCGCUGUACGAGCAGAGGUAUGUCCGUGGGAGGAUGGAGGUGAAAGUCAAGGCAGUCAAGUGGAAGGAUCCAAGCAACAAACAAACAGUCAGGCUAGCAAACCUGCUAAGACACAGCAGCCACAUUCUACAACAGAGAGCUCCAAAACGAACCGGAUGGAUGUUUGUCCAUGGGACUUUGAAGAGGCUCAAAAGACAACAGAGACAGCUCGAUCACUGGAUAUGACAUCACAAAGAAAAAGCCCCUCUCCUGUGGAUGGGAGAGGGAGGAGUACCCUUUCAGAUCCAUCCAAAGCAGGAGGCUCACUCCAGCCACCACCUUCAAAAGCUGAUGUCUGUCCCUGGGACUUCGAAAGCACUGCCGUGUCUCCAAAUUCUGAGAGGACACCUAGUCCCUCUCGAGCACCCAAAACCAAGGAAUCCCCAUCAAACAAGAAGGAUACCCCUUCCACAAGAACAGUUGAGAAAGAGAAAUCAAAAGACGCUGAUGAUGAGAAAAGUAGAACAAAAGCGAAAGACAAGAGUAAAUCUUCAGAGAAACACGUGAGCCAGCAAAAAAUGGCUGAGGUAUGCCCGUGGGAUGUAGAGAGUCAUCAGGAAGUGCCAGUGGUAGAAAAAAGGAAAAGCGCGAAUGUGGGAGCAGCCAAAGUAAAGCCGGCUGAAGUCUGUCCGUGGGAUUUUGAGGAUACAUCAGAUAAAAAAGGUACAGACAAAAGUGCUUCAGUAGUGAAACAGAGCAGUCCAAAUCCUAAAGGCGGAGCUCCGAGUGCUGCCAAAAAGGCAGAUGUUUGUCCCUGGGACUUUGAGGAUAGCACAUCGAGCAAGAAGGCAUGACACUCAACCUUAACGGACCACUGAAAUUAUAGUUAUUGAUGUAUACUUUUUUUCACUUUGAAAUCGUUAAAUAUUUACUAUUAGUACGGUGACUUGGAAGAAAAGUUGAUCAAGUUCCACAAGUUGCCUUCCUUUCCGAGGUUUUGUUCCUGUUUUACCUAUUUUGAAAAUAAGUAAAAUGUACAAAAAAACAAAACAAAGUCAUGACGAGCAUUCCAGAUUAUUACAGGAAGAUCCUGAAGAUAAAUCUUAGACUAAUUAUGCAACUUUUGAUUCAGCCUUUUCACUUCACGAGCAAUGUUGGAAAAUCUGCAUUUAUCAUGUAUUCUGUACUCAGUCAUAAAUUCUUACAUAGUUCUUUUUGUCUAUAAACAUCAUCAGUUAAUGGAUAUGACAUGAGAAAAGGAUUUGUAGAGAAAAGUAAGGUUGAUGUACAAAACAGCAAAAGUGAAAGCCAAAGAAAAAGGGAACAUUUUGCAAAGAGGGAUGUUGGUUUUAAGGCGGUAAAGUUAAUUUAUUAGUUUGUGUCCAACUCUUGGCACAGCGAGAAGGACUCAGUGAGGAUAUCAGUCUAUAGCACUUUAGCCAACUCCAUAAAUUAAGAACUGAGGACAGACUCUGUUCCUCUUGUACAUUUUGUCUUCUUAUUUUCAACUUCACGGCAUGAUUCCACACAGGAUAUCACACGCCGACCAAACUUAGACAUGUUUUUGUUUAGAUCUAUUUAAUUGUAGUUCUCGGCAGAUUAAAAUGCUUCCAGGUCUGCAGAGAUGUACUGUAUGUGCCUAACUUACUAGCAUUGUCUUGUAUCAGUCUGAAGUGAAGCAAGUGGCUUCUCCUUCAGCACUUUUGUGACGGUGAAUUAUAUAAACAGCAUGCACAGCCAGGUAUCGAGAGUAGUUGGAUCCUACCGGUUUGUCAACUAAAACAGUUAAUGUGUUGACAAAUAUAUAAUGAUGUUUCUUUUCUCCUUUUCCUGCUUUCAUAUUUCCAGAAGCUCAUUCAGGGUGGUGACGAUUAUAUGAGAGCAGCAUUAACAUGAAUGUGUGACAAAAUGGCUCAUAUGUACACUGUAAAAAGUAGGAAUAGAUAAGUACUGGGGGAAUACUGAGGAAAUAAUUUGCACCAGCUUUCUUUAUAAAUCCAGCAUGGGUCUUUGUGUUGGCUUGCACCAAGUGUGUGUGUGUCUGUGGACACAAUAUCAUGAAUUUAAAGUGAAAAUGUAAUUCUGUACAUCAUCAAGUCCUGGCAGCGCUCUCUGUCCUUACACUCCCACUGUCUCAAACACCCAAACUAAAAAAAAAGGUGAGCAGGUAAUGAUUUAAUUUUCAGACAGAGAACAGAUAGAAGCUGAUGCUUAAAGGAUAGUAUCGCUUAAUUAUAACUUGGGUCUUAUUUUCUAAGUUUUGGAAAUUAUUCCAAUUGGUAAUAACAACGUUGUACUUGCUGGGACCUGGAAUGAAGAAACAUAAGUAGUCAGAUGGAUAUACAUACAGUAUAAAAUGUAUCAUUUUACCUUUGACCUACCAUACUUACUGUUUCGCCUUGACAUAGUGGUCCUGUGAGGCCCUGACACACCAAGCUGACUGUCAGCCGUUGGUCAACCUCGGGUCUUCGAUAACCGUAUAAUAAUUGUUGUACCUGUAAGUCGGAUACUACAACCUGCCUUGAUCUCACCCGCGGCCAUUUUUGUGGCCAUUUAUUUAUUUUCAGAUUUAGCUAUUCCUAUUUAGGAAUAGCUAAAUCUAAUCUACUAAGCCUUUUACGGCACUUACAUAUAAAGAUGACACUGCUGUUAUUAAGGGCUGUCCAUACCAAGAACGAUAACUACAACAGCAACAACAAUAUUAGCAUCCACACUGAAGAGCGAUAAUUGUGGUGUGGACUUCACCAUUCAGUUGACUUAGAACAAUUUGUAAAACUAUACGUUUGUAGUUAUUGUCAUAGUUAUCAUUCUUGGUUUGGACGGCCCUGAAAUAAUCUAAAAAGCUCUAACUGGUUGAUUGUUUUUCCAAUGGAGGGAAACAGCCAUCAGUUACCACAAGACCAGAUGUCAUUAAUUAUGUAAUAAAUUGAAGAAAUACAGCAGGUGACGAUUUAGAGACCUAGAACCAGUCUUAGAUGAUCCUUGACCUUUUAGGUGCACUCACUCACAUAUUUUAACGUGAAAUAAUAAUUGCUCUGAUUUGGCUAAACCUGUCUAAUCACAUGCCCAGUUGUGUUUCCUGUCUUGUCAGACUUAAUUACUUUGUUUACAUUGGUGAGUACAAUGUUGUUAUAACGAAUAGAAACAGUGGUCAUUACACCAAAAAUAAAAACCCAAGUUCAUUUAAAGCAGAGCUAUCCUGUAAUAUUUAGAUAUGAUAAUAUUACUAUAGCACCAAUAUACAGCAGUAGUAUCCUUUCAUAUUUGAAAUAUCAGAGUGUAAGCACUAUACUGCCAUUUUUUCUGUACGUUUCUUUAUUGAAAGUUCACAAAUAGCGUAAGACAUGUUCUUCCCAGUUUAAAGGGAAACUUUGUUAUUUUUGAACCUGUAGCUUAUUUUCCCGUUUUUGUGUCUAAGUGACUACUGGGAACAACAGUUUUUAAAAUUGGUCCAGCAGCAACUGAAACAGGCUGUAAAAUAACCACCUGGGGCAUGUUGACACUGUCAAUGUGCGUUCAGUAAAGGUGCCUGUUUUUGCCACUGACAGGCUCAGAUUGUGAUUCUAAGUGUCUGACAACGUUAUGGAAAGGAUCCUCACAGAGACAAAGUUUCUUGUUAAAGACGACAUUUGACGCCCAUUUGAACAGGUUCCGUGUUUGGCUUUCAAAUGGUGAUGACUUACUUGUAAAUGAAUGAAAACACAUUGAAAUCCUCAUAAAUAGAUAGUUAGAAACCUCAGGUUUAUAAAGAUAUAUGACAUGUCUAUGUUUCAUGUAGGUUGGUGGAGUGUAACAUUCAUUUAUAAUCACCUGGCGAGAUUUAAUUUCUCUAUUCAAAUAAUUCCAUGGAUAGCCUUAAAAUGUUCUAUAAGGGUGGUUCUAUUAGGCGUUAUAUGAGGUAAAGAAAGGUCUGCCUCUUUAGGGACCAUUUCCAUAAUGUUGUCAGAAACUUCUAACAAUCUGAGCCUGUCAAUGACAAAAACAAGCACUUUUAGCGGACACAAAGUGAUGAGGUGCAAAUGCAGAGUGGACUGGUUUCAUUGCAGCCUGUUUGGUGGCUGCCUGCUGCAGCUCUGUCUCUUAACACUGGACCUGUUUCAAAAAUUGUUGGCUCCAUAAAUCACUAAGACACAUGGGAAAAUAGGGUCGUGGUUGAUAAAUAGUAAAGUUACCCUUUAACACAAGCAGGCUAAUGCCCCAUUGAUUAAUUAAGAUGAUCAUUUGAUAAUUAGGCUUCACAAUGUGGUUAUCAAUAAUAAUCUGACUAAACCUUUCGAGGGAUUUGAUUUGUUCGAUGUUUUGUAUCAAAAUGUCUAAAUAUUCAUCAUCCAGUAUCCAAGUGAAAAAAAGAGAAAUCUCCCACGUACAUUUAAACUGUUAAAACACCUGACAAUAACUGCAGUGGUGAGGAAAACUAUGUAUCAAUAUAGCAUCUACGGUAUCUUGUGAGAAUUACAUGGUAUCACUGAAUGUUGUCACUGAUUGUAAUUAUCUAUAAUUGCUGUCAAAUUCCUCAAUAUCCAAAUCUCUGUAGGAGUCCUUACUAAAUGUCAGUGCUUGUCAGUGAGAAUUUCACAAAGUCCUAUUUGAUUAAACGCAGUACAAGUGCUAAAUUUCUUUGGAUCAAAAUAAUCCAGUGACAAAUAUUUGUAGCCUUCCUUGUCCGAUUGUGUUUAAUUCUACAGCUAGCCUCUCUAUAAAAAUGAUUUAGAUGCUAUGUCUUAUAUCUCUGAGAAAUGAUCUCCACCACUAACCUGCUGGGGGCUUGUCUGAAAUAUUUCAAGCAUGGAGUGUUUGCCCCACAGCACGAGAUUUGUCAUCGCCUCUGUUUUAUGAGCUCCUUUAGGAAAGACAAGAACUGUUGACGUGCAUUGAUUGAUUGUAAAUGAUAUGAUGGAUCUAUGUGAUAUUUAUGAACCUCAUGUUAGGCGUCAUCCAUCACAUGCAUUGUGGUAGUGAAUGCAGGAUCAUACCACUGGACCCCUGGUCAGACAACGACAUUUCAGAAACCCUUUCCUUUCUUUUAUUUCUUUUUUUAA
This is a messenger RNA of Epinephelus fuscoguttatus (brown-marbled grouper), 8855 nucleotides long. It is a transcript of the gene gpr158a, whose product is annotated as G protein-coupled receptor 158a. Lineage: Eukaryota; Metazoa; Chordata; Actinopteri; Perciformes; Serranidae. Gene Ontology annotation, biological process: G protein-coupled receptor signaling pathway. Gene Ontology annotation, molecular function: G protein-coupled receptor activity. The transcript is spliced from 12 exons. Gene Ontology annotation, cellular component: membrane. Bases 582 to 4670 code for a protein of 1362 amino acids. The record is from RefSeq and is a predicted model, not a curated record.